AUUCUCAUAAACAAUAGUAACAACUCCCAUUAGAAAACAUAAACAACAAUUUUAAUUGUUUUCUUUUUGUUUAAUUAAUUAAAUUAAUUCUAAUUUUUUUGGUUUACUGAUUAACUUUAAUUAUACGCUAACAUGAGAUUCAAAUUGUUUGGUGAUCUUGAUUGUCCAGAUUGGGUUUUAGCUAAUUUAAAUUUACUUGCUAAAUUGAGUUCGGUUAAAGUGAAACUCAUUUGUAAUCUAGUGAUUUCUGAUGUUGGAAAAAAAGAGAUUGAUUUUGAAAAACUGUUAAAGAUCACCAGUGAUGCCAAAUUUGAUGAGAAAGACAGUAGAGCUUGUUUUAUGGUUGUCUCAUUUAUCCUUAAAAGUGCUUGGAGAUUUAAUAUUGAACAGUCUAUCGUUACAGCGGAAUUACAACAAUUAGGAUUACCUAAAGAACAUACAACUGCGAUUGCCAAAGUUUUCGCUGAGAAAGCUGAUGAUAUGAGAAACGCUCUGAAAAGUCAAAGUCUUCGUCUCAAUAAGCUCGAUGAAAUUGAGACUCAAGUAAUGGAUGGAUUCCAAACGGACAAUUUCAAGAUUAACACAAAAUUAGGAUUGAUUAAGAUGAAACUCAACAAAAAUGGAUCAAAAGAAAUGGUUGAAUUUGCUAUAACCAAAGAGAAAUUAGCAAUUCUAAUACAGUCAUUGAAAGAAGCUGAAACAUUAGAAUAGAGAUUCGAUCUCUCUAACGAAGUCAACAAUUUAAAUCUUGAUUAGUUGACAUAAUCGAAAGUUGCCAAAUUUGUACUAUUCUCAUUCCAUGAACAUCUUUCUCAUCCUAUGAGAAAAAGAAAUCAAUUUAAUUUUUAACUUUUUUAAUUCCCAGA
Molecule: messenger RNA, 866 nt
Organism: Panonychus citri (citrus red mite)
Lineage: Eukaryota; Metazoa; Arthropoda; Arachnida; Trombidiformes; Tetranychidae
Product: COMM domain-containing protein 4-like
Exons: 5
Coding region: 133-711 (192 amino acids)
Source: RefSeq, a predicted model, not a curated record